UCCUGAGGCCCACCUGUCAGGGAUGUAUCUGAGAAAACACCUGUUUGGGGGUAUCUCCGUGGGGAAACAUCGGUAAACGUCCGGGAUGAAGGGGCGCCUGCAAGGACCACCUUUAAAUAAAAGCAUCUAGAAGAGGCUUGUGUGUCUGAGACGCACCUGUUUGGGCAAAAGCUGAGUGGAAACCAGUCCUUAAUGGCUGUAUCUUUGGAUAAAGAACGACGUUAAUAAGACGACCCUCCUCUUGGGGACUGCAGGGUGAAGAGGGAUGGUUGCAGGCAAAGUAAUCCCUUUUAGGGUAUAGAGUGAUGGGUAAGCAUCCCAGGUCUGGAUAGAUUCUUGCUGUGCGCCCUUACUGGGCACGUGGACUGGGGAGAGCACCAUCGGCUCCCGUUUCCUCCUCCGGGAAGUGGGCAAGCCGGAGUCCCACCUACCUCACAGGGCUUGGCGAGGGAGGGCGACCCGAGAGGUGAGUAAAAGGCCUGGCAUGAGCAACGCUCUGUGGCCGUGUUAGCUGUUGUUCUUAGUCGCUGUCUGGUGACCUGGGCGCCCCUCCCCCUAAUGAUACAUAGAGAAACUGCGCCCGAAACCAGUGGGAGGGAGGGAUACUCGGCAGCUGCCGUGGGCACGCACCACCAGCUGGGGCCCCUCCUGCUGCGCUCCGCUACCCACCCGGUGCAGGUGCCCAGCCGCGCCCGGGACACUGAGACUCCCCCCCCUCUCCCCGCGCCCCCACCCAAGGCUGGGCAGGAGAGAGCACUCCGCCCGGCGCCUGGGUGGGGCGGCGGCCCCGGAAGACUGCCUGCCUACGGGGCGAGCCCGGGGAGGCGGAGCCCGCGGCUGCCCGGGGUGGGUGGGCCCGGCGGGCCCGGCGGGCAAGGCUCCCGGGGUUCUGGCGAAUGGGAAGCGGCUUUGCCGCUGCGCCGCGCGUUGGUCUUCCGUUUCCCGGGCCGCAAGGGGCCGAGAAAGGAGGCGAGCGGACGGGUGCCGGGCCGGGAGGCAGCGAGGCGCCGGGUCCCCGGGUUUCCGUGGCCGCGGGGGGAUGUGCGGGGAGCGGCGAGCAGGCGGAGGGCCAGGUGGCGCCGGGCUGGUUCUGGACCGUGUCUGGCGAAAACGAGAGCUUCUUAGGAGUGGGGGGAAAUGGGGUGUCAGUGGGAAAGACAGGGCGAAGCCCAAUCCCUGGUAGCUCCCCCUGCCUUGCCACCGUGGGCGGAAGGUAAACCGAGGCACGCAGAGGCGAGACGCUGAACGGGGAACGGAGACCCCUGAUCUAGCCAGCCCUUCUCCCCUCUCCCCAGCACGAACCCCCGUGCUCCCUGGGCUGUGCCAGCCCCGAACAUCCAUCCCUGACAGCCCUCCCCACGCCCCCAGCUCCGCCCCAGCUCCUCCCCCGGAGGGUCGGGCAGGCGACGCGGGUUCUGACGCGGGCGGCGACGGCCAGCACUCACCGCCUCGAGCCCGAGCCCGGCGGCAGCGCGGAGGGAGGCUGCGGUAGCGGUGGCCGCGGUGCCGGCCCUGUGGGGCCCCGGGGGGGAGGGGGUGCAGCGAAGCCCCGGCUGAGGCCGCCGCCGCCGGGCCUCCCUCCCCCCCGGAGGGCGCCAUGCGGGGGGGCCCGGGCGAAGCGGAGCGGCGGCAGCGCUGGGGUCGCCUCUUCGAGGAGCUGGACCGCAACAAGGACGGCCGCGUGGACGUGCAGGAGUUGCGCCAGGGGCUGGCCCGGCUGGGCGGGGGCGACCCGGACCGAGGCGCCCAACAGGGCCUCUCCCCAGAGGGUGGUGCUGACCCAGAUGGCGGGCUGGACCUUGAAGAGUUUACCCAAUACCUGCAGGAGCGGGAACAGCGCCUGCUGCUCCUUUUCCACAGUCUGGAUCGGAAUCAGGAUGGUCACAUCGAUGUCUCUGAGAUCCAGCAGAGUUUCCGAGCUCUGGGCAUUUCUAUCUCUCUGGAGCAGGCCCAGAAAAUUCUGCACAGCAUGGACCGUGAUGGCACUAUGACUAUCGACUGGCAGGAAUGGCGAGACCACUUCCUGUUGCAUUCAUUGGAGAAUAUGGAAGACGUGCUCUACUUCUGGAAACAUUCCACGGUCCUGGACAUCGGCGAGUGCCUGACUAUCCCUGAUGAGUUUUCAGAGCAGGAGAAGCUGACGGGCAUGUGGUGGAAGCAGCUGGUGGCCGGUGCAGUGGCGGGCGCCGUGUCACGGACAGGCACAGCCCCUCUGGACCGCCUCAAGGUCUUCAUGCAGGUCCAUUCCUCCAAGACCAACCAGCUGAACAUCCUGGGGGGCCUACGGAACAUGGUCCAAGAGGGGGGCGUGCUCUCUCUCUGGCGUGGCAACGGGAUCAAUGUGCUCAAGAUUGCACCUGAGUCAGCUAUCAAGUUCAUGGCCUAUGAGCAGUUCAAGCGGGCCAUUCGGGGACAGCAGGAGACACUGCAUGUGCAGGAGCGCUUUGUGGCUGGAUCCUUGGCUGGUGCCACAGCUCAAACCAUCAUUUACCCCAUGGAGGUACUAAAGACACGGCUGACCCUUCGCCGGACGGGCCAGUACAAGGGGCUCUUCGACUGUGCAUGGCGGAUCAUGGAGCGAGAAGGGCCCCGUGCCUUCUACCACGGCUACCUGCCCAACGUGCUGGGCAUCAUUCCCUACGCAGGCAUCGACCUGGCCGUCUACGAGACCCUGAAGAACCGGUGGCUCCAGCAAUAUAGCCACGACUCGGCUGACCCGGGCAUCCUCGUGCUCCUGGCCUGUGGCACUAUCUCCAGCACUUGUGGCCAGAUAGCCAGUUACCCCCUGGCCCUGAUCAGGACCCGUAUGCAGGCCCAAGCCUCCAUUGAGGGCGCCCCCCAGUUCUCCAUGCUGGGUCUGCUCCGUCACAUCCUGUCCCAGGAGGGCAUGCCAGGCCUCUACAGGGGCAUCGCCCCCAACUUCAUGAAGGUUAUCCCAGCUGUGAGCAUCUCCUAUGUGGUCUACGAGAACAUGAAGCAGGCUCUGGGGGUCACGUCCAGGUGAGGGAUCCAGAGCCGCCCUCACUAAGAUUCCUCACCUCAGUCAUGAUGACCCUACACCUCAACCACUGGAGACUGAUGGCCCAGCCAGUGGAUCCCACUCAAACCACAGGAUCCCUAUACUUCAUCCUCUGGGUUCUGCAUCCCACAUCCCACCUACUGGAUCCAUGUUUCCCUGUCUCCCUUCCUCUCUUUUCUCCCCACUACCCACACACACACACUGGGUCCUAGGCCUCCAUGUCUUAACCACUGGAUCCCCCACAACUCAUCUGAUGAAUCCUGAAACCCUAACCACAGGAGCACAUAUCCCUUUAAGCACCCAGACCCCAGCUCCCUCAGGCACCAGAUCCAGUUUCCUCCUACAGCACUAGAUCCCAGAUCCCCAGCCCCACUAGCAGAUUCCAGACCUCCAUGCUCCAAUCCCUGGAUUCCCAAAUUUGGCCACUGGAUCCUGAAUAUUAAGAAACCUCAGCCACCAGUUCCUGGCCAUGUAAUGCCCAGAUCCUGGGGCCCCCACUACUGGAUCCUAUAUCCCCUCAUUCCAGCCAGUGGAUUCCUGACUCCCUUUACCUCACUGGGUCCCAGAUCCCUCUGCUUUGACUGCCAGAUCCCUAUAUUUAAACCACUGUACCCUCAGCCCCUAGCCCACGGGAUUCCAGAUCCACAAGCCCUGAGACACCGGCUCCUAAAACCACAAUCACGAGAGCCCAGUGCAGAGCGACUGGGUCCUGGCAACUGCAGCAGUUGGCUCUCUAAUCCCUUCACACAGGCCCUGGAUAUUGAAACUCCACCCUCAAGAAACAGACCCUGACAUUCCCAGGCACUGGCUCCCACCUCCUUAGCCCCUGGAUUCUGACCUGAAUCCUCCCAGACACUGGCUCAGAUCCCAUAUCUAGAUCCCAGUGGGCUAAUCACAGCAAAAUGGCCCCAUAUGUCCCCUAACCCAGACACGCAUGAGAGCCCAGAGACCUUCCCCACCACAACACAGACCUGGGAGCCUGUAGGAACUUCACGUCCUCUGGCUCCAGAAAACCCAUGGGACUAGUUCAAUGUCCUGAUAUGGCUAGCUGCCCCUCUCAUGCCUUGCACAGACACUGGAUCCCCCUACUUCCCCAGCAUGGCCAUGCCUCUGGGCCCUAUGGGGACCUUGCUCCCACAACCCUCUGCAGCGUCUUCCAUUCCCCACCUUAUGAGCUGAUAACUCCCAGAGCCUAGGUGCUCUGGAGGGUCCUGCUGCUCGCUCUUGGGGGCUGGCAGUGAGGCAAUGUGAGGUGGGGGACACAUUAAGGGGACCUCCCCCCAGCUCAGCACUACCAGCCUCUCAGGCUUCAGAGGUGGAAGCCAAGAGCAAGUUUGUCUACACAGAGCAACCUUCCAAUCAUGCAAAACCAAUCAACCCCCCAGAACUCACUCCAGGUCUACUUUCCUAUGGAGAAGAGCAGACAUUCCCUCCCCCCCCCCCAACCCCCAACUAACCCAAGCCCCAACACCCCAUAUACAUUCUGCACUUUAUAGUUGAAUUCUUAAUUGGGGGACCCCUUCCGCCACUCUUCCCAAGUCCUUGGAGAACCCAUUAAAGGACUACAGAAGAGGAACCACUGUGGUGGGUAAAGGACCUCCCCAAUGCUUCCACCUCUCCCCACCUAUACCGUGCCCCACAUCCCUGCCUGUAUGUGUUAUUUCAAAGCAAAAGAACAAAAAGAAUACAUUUCUAAGCUCUUUUCAUUGUGGUUUUUACUGAAAGGGGCGGGUGGAGGUGGGAUACCCUCAAACUACCCACAGGAAAAAGACAUGGACCAUCUUCCAUCACUCACAGCUGGAGGAGACCAAGAAAUGACUCCUUGAGCCUCAGCUUCCACAUCUGUAAAGUGGGGCAAGAAGUGCAUAUGCAGGAGCCCUUCUAAUCGUUUUUGUAUUGUUCCUAUUUACACAAGUGUUUCCUGGGGCUGUCAUAACAAGUUACCACCAAUGGGGUUUAAAACAACACAUUUUAGAUUGAUAUUUUGUAUUGUGGUAAGAUACACAUAACAUAAAAUUUACCACUUCAAUCAUUUUUUU
This is a messenger RNA of Pipistrellus kuhlii (Kuhl's pipistrelle), 5058 nucleotides long. It is a transcript of the gene SLC25A23, whose product is annotated as solute carrier family 25 member 23. Bases 1598 to 3004 code for a protein of 468 amino acids. The record is from RefSeq and is a predicted model, not a curated record. Gene Ontology annotation, biological process: transmembrane transport. NCBI's taxonomy places the organism in Eukaryota, Metazoa, Chordata, Mammalia, Chiroptera, Vespertilionidae. The transcript is spliced from 10 exons. Gene Ontology annotation, molecular function: ATP transmembrane transporter activity; calcium ion binding. Gene Ontology annotation, cellular component: mitochondrial inner membrane.